Molecule: messenger RNA, 951 nt
Organism: Cladocopium goreaui
Lineage: Eukaryota; Dinophyceae; Suessiales; Symbiodiniaceae
Source: the annotation of a GenBank genome assembly
GAGUGUGGUUUGCUUGGCACUGUGGAGAAUGCCACCAUUCCGGAUGACAGGUUGAUGGUAUGUCGCCACUGCAACGUGGAGGGUUGCUUGCAUUGUGUACCUGCAGCCCCCGGGCAGAAAGGGGAGAAGCUGGAGCAUUGCCGACAAUGUAUGCCGGGCUAUUCUUUGACUGAGGAGGGUGAAUGUGAGAUGCAGGGCUUAGGAUUCUUUGUGGGCACGGCUGUUGUGGCAGUGGUGGCUGUCAUCCUGGUGAUUGUUUGGUACGUCCGAGUGGCUUCAAAGCCUUGCGUGAACCCCGAAGGCGUGGCUUAUGGCUUUGAAUGUCGUGAUCGCAUGCGGCUGACGGAAGGAAGCACGGGCAAUGUGUAUCCUCUAAGUACAAAUCUGCUGCAGUGCAACGUCGCCGGACCCGGCACCACAGCACUCUUCCGAUAUCAAUUCGCCCUCCUGGUUUGGGCAAGCACUCUGUUGUUGGUGUGGUUUGGCUUCGUCCUCUUCGUGAGCUCGGACCUUCUCAUUUUAGGGAAUCGCGCAGCAGAGUCACCACAGAUGUUGUGUGCCAUCAUCGAAUGGGGCCAUCACAGACAGAUGGACUUGAUCUGGACCAAGGUGUCUUGGCUUUGCUUUGCCUAUGUUUUCUCCUUCGCUGGAGCCAUCUUCUAUGCGGUGCAGCAGACCAAACUUUUUGUGAGGGCAAACCUACAAGAGGCGACCAUGGCCAGCUUUGCGGCGAAGCUGGAAGGUCUUCCCCCACUUCCCGGGGCGCAACAGGUGGAGGAAAAAGUCAAGACGGCCGUCACUGCGGCAACGGGCCACGAACCAGUUGCAGUGAGUGUGGCUUGGGACUAUGGUGAUUGCAAGAAGACCAUCGAAACGAUCUUAGAACAGGAGAUGGAAGAGCCUGAGGCAGAGGAGCGAGUUGCGAGACACAACUGGUCCAAAUUGAAGUGA